AUGGCGCGCCACCACCACCACCAACACUUCGUCUCCCACCUCCGAGCCUCCGCGCCGCUCGCCGACCUCCUCCGCGCCGCGCCGAGCCUCCGGGCCGCCCGCGCCGCGCACGCGCGCGCCCUCAAAUCUCCCUUCGCGGACGAGACGUUCCUCCUCAACACCCUCGUCACCUGCUACGGGCGGCUCGGCCGCCUCGGCGACGCGCGCAGGGUGUUCGACGGGAUCCCGCGCCCCAACACCUUCUCCCACAACGCGCUCCUCUCGGCGCACGCGCGGCUCGGCCGCCCCGCCGACGCGCGCGCCCUCUUCGCCGCCAUCCCGGACCCGGACCAGUGCUCCUACAACGCGGCCAUCGCCGCGCUCGCGCAGCACGGCCGCGGCGCCGACGCCCUCCGCUUUGCCGCCGCCAUGCACGCCCACGACUUCGUGCUCAACGCCUACUCCUUCGCCAGCGCCCUCAGCGCCUGCGCCGUCGAGAAGGACUCAAAAACCGGGGCGCAGCUGCACGCCCUCGUCUCCAAGUCGCCCGCGCACGGGAACGACGUGUACGUCGGGAGCGCGCUCCUGGACAUGUACGCCAAGUGCGAGUGUCCGGAGGCGGCAAGGAAGGUCUUCGACGCGAUGCCGGAGCGGAACGUCGUUUCCUGGAACAGUCUGAUCACCUGCUACGAGCAGAACGGCCCUGUGGGCGAGGCGCUCGUACUGUUUGUCGGGAUGAUGGACGCUGGUUUCGUGCCCGAUGAGGUGACGCUUGCAAGCGUCAUGAGCGCAUGUGCGGGCCUCGCCGCGGAUAGGGAAGGGCGGCAGGUUCAUGCGCGCGUGCUGAAAUCCGACAGGUUGAGGGAGGACAUGUUGCUGAGCAAUGCUCUGGUGGACAUGUAUGCCAAAUGCGGGCGGACAUGGGAGGCCAGGUGCGUAUUCGAUCGCAUGCCUUCCAGGAGCGUUGUCUCUGAAACAUCGCUGAUCACUGGCUACGCAAGGUCUGCAAAUGUGGAAGAUGCCCAGGCUGUGUUCUCGCAGAUGGUCGAGAAGAACGUCAUUGCUUGGAAUGUGCUCAUUGCAGCGUAUGCGCAGAACGGUGAGGAGGAGGAGGCACUUAGGCUCUUUGUCAGGCUGAAAAGAGAAUCAAUUUGGCCAACACAUUACACAUACGGAAAUGUUCUCAACGCCUGUGGGAAUGUUGCUGAUCUUCAGCUGGGUCAGCAAGCUCAUGUGCAUGUCCUGAAGGAAGGUUUCCGCUUCGACUUUGGACCAGAGUCUGAUGUGUUUGUUGGGAACUCCCUUGUAGACAUGUACCUGAAGACAGGGUCCAUCGACGAUGGUGUGAAGGUGUUUGAGAGGAUGGCAGCCAGGGAUAAUGUGUCGUGGAAUGCCAUGAUUGUUGGUCAUGCGCAGAACGGCCGUGCGAAAGAUGCGCUGCAUCUUUUCGACAGAAUGCUGUGCAGCAAAGAGAGCCCAGACUCUGUCACCAUGAUUGGCGUUCUGUCAGCCUGUGGCCAUUCCGGAUUGGUAGAGGAGGGCCGGAGAUACUUUCGGUCCAUGACCGAGGAUCAUGGGAUAACUCCAUCCCAGGAUCACUAUACAUGCAUGAUUGAUUUGCUUGGUCGUGCCGGCCAUCUAAAAGAAGUUGAGGAGCUCAUAAAGGAAAUGCCAAUGGAACCUGACGGCGUUCUCUGGGCAUCUCUGCUUGGUUCUUGCAGGCUACAUAAGAAUAUUGAGAUGGGAGAAUGGGCAGCUGGGAAGCUGUUUGAGCUUGAUCCUGAGAACUCUGGACCCUAUGUUCUUCUCUCCAAUAUGUACGCUGAGUUAGGGAAAUGGGCUGAUGUUUUCAGAGUGAGGAGAUCCAUGAAGAGCAGAGGUGUCAGCAAGCAGCCUGGCUGUAGCUGGAUUGAGAUAGGCAGGCAAGUAAGCGUGUUUCUCGCACGAGAUAAUGGACAUCCAUGCAGAAACGAGAUACAUGAUACCUUGAGAAUCAUUCAGAUGCAGAUGAGCAGGGUGAGUGUAGAUGCUGAAUAUGCCGAUUGCAUGGUGAAUUACAGCUCUGAAGCCUGUGGCUAGAACU
Lolium rigidum is the source of this 2062-nucleotide messenger RNA. Its product is annotated as pentatricopeptide repeat-containing protein At2g13600. The record is from RefSeq and is a predicted model, not a curated record. Gene Ontology annotation, molecular function: RNA binding; protein binding. Bases 1 to 2058 code for a protein of 685 amino acids. Gene Ontology annotation, biological process: RNA modification. Lineage: Eukaryota; Viridiplantae; Streptophyta; Magnoliopsida; Poales; Poaceae. The transcript has a single exon.